Molecule: messenger RNA, 1095 nt
Organism: Xiphophorus couchianus (Monterrey platyfish)
Lineage: Eukaryota; Metazoa; Chordata; Actinopteri; Cyprinodontiformes; Poeciliidae
Exons: 9
Coding region: 157-1095 (312 amino acids)
Source: RefSeq, a predicted model, not a curated record
UAACUGAGAUGUAUAUCAUGGCAUAAAUUACCUAAAAAUAACAUUUAUCUAAUUCUUACCUGUGCAAAUAACAUGUUUGACUGGCCAAAAACUACAAUGUCUGUAGUGCACUUUGGCUUUGAAGAGUGAAAUGGGGAUGACCUGUAAGGAGAUAUCAUGAGUAGUUCUCAUUUCAUCCCUAGCCCUUCGAAGAUGAGUAGAGAGGCACUGUGGUCAGUUGUACAGUUCCCAAAUGGUGGGACAGCAGUAGUUCUAGAGAGCUGGUUUAAAGCUGAGGAACAGACGCUGUUAUGGCCCCCAAAACACAUAACACUCAAGAAAGCCCUUCGAGACGGAAUGCAACCAGACGACAAAUGGAUCACCUAUACGGAUGUACGAGUCCUCAUUACGUGUGAGACCCUUGAUGAGGCGAAAAAACGAGAGACAAAAUAUAACACCACAAUGUGUCCAACAUCUGAAAUUGAAUCUCAUGAUGAAGGAGCUAUCCGCCAAAAAAGAAUAUCCAGGCCAAAUCAGCAGUUUAUGCAUUCUGAUUCUGAAGACCAUCAGAGUAGCAGUGCAAAAAGAAAGCAUUUUGCCAAACCACCUGAUGUUGGAUGUCCAGAUCUUGUUGCUAGCAACUACCAACAAUCACUAGCUGAUGAAGUUCUUAAUGCUGAGAUGCCAGGUUUUGCUACAGCCCACUGUGUCCAGUACCACAAGUUGCAGAAUCCACAGCGACAAAGUACAAGUAUUGGGUUGUCUGGAUGCAGCUCAAGGCAGUAUAACCAUCGCCCUGGUCUCUCACAAUGUGCACAAAAUAGGCUGCCAUUGGAUAUAUCACAGACAAACUCCGACCUGAAUGAUGUAUUGGAUUCAGCGCCUAAUCAAGGUUUCGAAGAUGCAACCACACAAAGGGCCAGCAAUAAUGGGCAGCUUUUGAGAGACCUCGCUAUCCAUAAGAUGACAUCGAUGCUUGCUGAAGCUCUUGUGAUUGUGAAGGAUCUAUCCAGAGAUGUCCAAUUCAUUAAGAACAAUUUGGCUCAGAGUAACAUUACACCAGGUAGCACACAAGGACCAGCAAACCUUGUACUCCCCCUUCCAGCUGCCAAUUGA